CUUAAAGCGAACGUCCGGGUCGAGGCAGGCGGAACCCAAACAGGCUGUCCUCUGUUUCUGGAGGAACUUUGAAGUAAGUUAGUUUGACAGCUGGUUCAGACACUGUGGUGCUGCUGCGACGGUGAACAGGUCAGUAGAUCCAGCUGUUAGAGACGGUGUUGCUGAGAGGCGGACAUGGUCUCCACGAUCCAGAACACCGACGUGAAGCAGAAAGAUGCUGCUCGUGCUGCGGUUGUCGCGGUAACGUCUCGCGCUGUGUUUGACUGUGGAGUCGGUGGUGGCGAUGACGUUUGCGGAGUGGGCGUGGCUUUCCCGCUGCUGCAGGCGCUGCAGAGAGUGAAUGAACGUCUGCUGGAGGAAAAUCCAGCUGAGUCGCUGCUGUUUGAUGUCGUGCUGAUCACCACCAGUAGCCAGCAACAGCAGCAGAGCUCCCGCAUCAGCAGCAGCACCAGACAUUACGGUCUCGAAGUCAGCAGGUUCUGUUUUUCCAGCGAGGAGGAUUUCAUUGAGAGUUUACUGACAAAUGGCGUGCAGCUCUUCCUGACAACAGACAGAAACGAGGCAACGCAAGCAUCACAAAGUGGUGUUCUCUCGGCGCUGCUGGACCAGCAGAUUGCUUCCUGUCCUCCAGAGCAGCUCAGAGUAAUGUUCUGUGGGGACGCCAUCGUCCAGCCCGACACUGGCCCAACGCCAGCGAGCCGACAGGUCGCUCAGAGUUUCUCGACUCAGCUUGGCGAGAUGCGGCAGAGGUUCGGCGUGUUCAACAGCCCUCUCAGUAUCGUCCUGGUGACAUCUCGUGGUGGCAGGGAAAGCUGCAGCGGUGCCUUGCAGAAGCUGCGGUCCCGCGGCGUCAGCGUGGAUGAGGCGUAUUGCCUGGCCGGGGCCCCACAGGGCCCCAUCGUGUCACUACUCCGACCUCACUUCCUGCUCAGCGAAGGCUUCAGAAACCUGGAGGAGUGAUGACAUCAUGAGAGGAUGUGCUGUCACAUGACCUCACAAAGAACUUCACUGUCUUUGAAACAAGCUGCCAAACCCUCAAUAUGCACUUAAGUAGUUAAUUGAGCCUUAAGGAACCAAUCAAUCAUCAUGAUGUAAAGCUAAGUGAAGCCCCGCCCACCACCAAAAUUCAAACCACAGGAUUGGACGCUGUUACACAGAAGUAAAAUGGGUAUAUAUUUUUUUGACAUGUAAACAUUGUUUUGAGACAAAUGGAUGAUAUAAAUACAUCUAACAAAUCA
Molecule: messenger RNA, 1238 nt
Organism: Dicentrarchus labrax (European seabass)
Lineage: Eukaryota; Metazoa; Chordata; Actinopteri; Moronidae
Product: cytosolic 5'-nucleotidase 1B
Exons: 6
Coding region: 175-960 (261 amino acids)
Biological process (GO): nucleotide metabolic process; adenosine metabolic process
Cellular component (GO): cytoplasm; cytosol
Molecular function (GO): magnesium ion binding; 5'-nucleotidase activity; nucleotide binding
Source: RefSeq, a predicted model, not a curated record